Messenger RNA from Acaulospora colombiana, 1758 nucleotides. The record is from the annotation of a GenBank genome assembly. Lineage: Eukaryota; Fungi; Glomeromycota; Glomeromycetes; Diversisporales; Acaulosporaceae.
AUGAUUCGAUGGGACGCUGCCGGUGAGCAUAUCAUUGUGGAACGGCCCGAACAGCUUGCUCUUCAUGUUCUUCCCUCUGUGUACCGACAAUCACGCUUCGCGAGCUUUUCCCGUCAGCUCAAUGUACGUGCUUUUUUACUUGCCUCCAUUGCGUCGCAUUGCGUCGUCCCCGCCCUCCUAGAUGCCCGUUAUCAAUCCCCGUCCGUUCCAAACAAAUUUAUGGUUUCAUGCGCAAAGUCAACCUCCGCAAUAUUGAUUCGACAAUUGACGAUCCUGAUGCUAGCACAUGGUGUACCCCAUCCGACCCUAAGAAGAAACUCGCCGGCAGACGUCAUUGCCAACUUCAAGCGGAGGGUUCCGCCCAGGCUUCCCAAACCAAGAAAGAGGCCAGAAGAUUCUGCCCUCACUUCGGGGGCGCCUCGUACCGCCGUAAGUCUACUGCCCUUCCCCUCUUAUCUCGAUCCUAAGUCCGACACCUUGAAGGGUCGUGCAAGAGGUUUUUCUGCUCCUGGAUCUUACACCCAACCACAGCCAACAUGGCAGAGCGCGACUCCGUUUGGUCAAGCGCAUGCCCGUCAAGCACUUCCGCCUCUGGCGCCGCUCUCGACGCAAUCCAAUAUGCCCCUGUAUCCGAGCGGGCCACAUUCGUCAACAGGUUACAUGGGGCAUCAGCCCCCUCCCGGUAACGGACUUCAUCACCGUUCGUCUCACGGCAAUCUGUUACAUCCGCUUACGCCUGCAACUCCAGACGAUCCCCAUAGCCCCCACCAUCUCACCCCAGGUGGCUAUUCAACACACCCUCAAGGUUAUGGACAAUCCGGCAGGGACCCCAUCUUCCUCUCUGGAGGACAUGGGUCGUCCCAGGGAACCGGUUAUGGAUACAAUCCAGAUGGAGGUGCUCCUCAUAGCAAUUGGUCAUUCUUACCCCCACUCCAGACGGGGAAUACAACUGGUCCGUUGUCGUCUUUGUUAAAUCCGUCCACCACCCGGAAACAGCACUCAUACUCAAGUACUUCCUCCUCACAACUUACAGCUCAGGGUAAUAAUGCAUCUGUAUCGCCUGAUAGCCGGCCAACAACGGGUUACUCGGUCGCAUCGUCCUCGAUGUCGAUCCCGUACGAAGAUAUGAGCAAUGAUUACCGCCCAAGAUCCAGUGCGGGGGGACGUCCAAUGACGCCUACUGCCAUGAACUCUGGUCGCCCUCCUUCCGCCCACAGCCGCCCCUCGAGCGCAAUUGCAGGAACAGGACCACCACCACCCAGCCACCUCAGGAUUGGAAGAGCGCGCAGGCAUUCUCAAGCAGUUUCUCCGUAUCCAGCUCCCUUCUACGACAUCAAUGAUGGACGACCAGUGACUGCUCCCGACAAUACCAGCGUUCACCGAGUGCGGUCGUUUGGCAACCUGCCUCAAGUCGAUUCCAUUGGCGAAGAAACGGGACCACAGGGCGGCUCCGGGGUUGGUCAAGCACCCUUCAUGGGAUUUAAUGGCACACACGCAGACUUUGCCUAUAGUGCCGGCGGUGGCGGCAAUCCUAACCUGGAGCCUAUGGAUGGAGGCUGGCUCAAUGGCUCUGGAGCAUCACAUGCCCCACCGAGCCUGAACCCACCCCCAAGCGGUACGACCUCGAGUAUGCAGGGCAGACCCAGUACGGCGGCGUCCACCAUGUCGGCCCACUCGAGCGCGAGCGCGACCCAGACCCCACCAGUUAUGGAUACAUCCUUUACGGGGCAUGAUACAGAUAUUAAUCGGUGUGAGUAG